Molecule: messenger RNA, 1760 nt
Organism: Nymphaea colorata (pocket water lily)
Lineage: Eukaryota; Viridiplantae; Streptophyta; Magnoliopsida; Nymphaeales; Nymphaeaceae
Product: serine hydroxymethyltransferase 4-like
Exons: 4
Coding region: 188-1603 (471 amino acids)
Biological process (GO): folic acid metabolic process; L-serine catabolic process; tetrahydrofolate interconversion
Cellular component (GO): cytoplasm
Molecular function (GO): cobalt ion binding; pyridoxal phosphate binding; zinc ion binding
Source: RefSeq, a predicted model, not a curated record
CAACCGCUCACUGACUGCCUUAUAAAUCACCCCUUUCCCCCUUCUCCUCCACCACCACAUCACCGUCCACCGCCUGUUCCGGAUCUUCCCCCCUCCCCGCCCUGCAACCACCACCAACAUUUUCCGACCUUCUCCUCUUCCUAUUCCUUCUCCGCCACCACCGCCGGAUACCGGCUACUAAAGACAAAUGGAUCCGGUGAGCGGGUGGGGUAACUCUCCCCUGCACCAGGUUGACGAGGAGGUGUUCGACCUGAUAGAGCGAGAGAAGCGGCGCCAGAGCCAUGGCAUCGAGCUCAUUGCUUCCGAGAACUUCACCUCCUUCGCCGUCAUCCAGGCGCUUGGCAGCCCACUCACCAACAAGUACUCAGAGGGCAUGCCGGGCAACCGGUACUACGGCGGGAACGAGUUCAUUGACGAGCUUGAGAACCUCUGCCGCUCCCGCGCCCUCCAGGUCUUCCGUUUAGACCCUUCCAGCUGGGGCGUCAACGUCCAGCCAUAUUCCGGUAGCCCGGCCAAUUUCGCCGCAUAUACCGCCCUCCUCAACCCCCACGAUCGGAUCAUGGGACUCGACCUCCCGUCCGGCGGCCAUCUCACCCACGGCUACUACACCUCUGGAGGCAAGAAGAUCUCUGCCACCUCCAUCUACUUCGAGAGCCUACCCUAUAAGGUCGAUUCCGCCACGGGGUACAUCGACUACGACAAGCUGGAGGAGAAAGCCUUGGACUUCCGGCCUAAGCUCAUCAUUUGCGGCGGAAGCGCGUACCCGAGGGAUUGGGACUACGCCAGGUUCAGGGUUAUUGCCGACAAGUGCGGCGCUCUGCUGCUAUGUGAUAUGGCGCACAUCAGCGGGCUUGUGGCAGCUCAGGAAGCUGCCAAUCCAUUUGAGUACUGUGAUAUUGUCACGACGACCACUCACAAAAGUCUUAGGGGUCCAAGAUCUGGCAUGAUCUUCUACAGGAAAGGCCCCAAGCCUCCAAAGAAGGGCCAGCCAGAAGGGGCAGAGUAUGACUUUGAAGAGAAGAUCAAUUUUGCCGUUUUCCCUUCUCUACAAGGAGGUCCUCAUAAUCAUCAGAUUGCUGCAUUAGCCGUGGCUUUGAAGCAAGCAAUGGAGCCCGGAUUCAAGGCCUAUGCCAAGCAGGUCAAGGCCAAUGCAGUUGCUCUAGGUAGCUACUUAGUGAACAAAGGUUACAAGCUUGUCACCGGCGGCACCGAAAACCACCUAGUCUUGUGGGAUCUCCGUCCCCUUGGACUGACUGGCAACAAAUUGGAGAAGCUCUGUGAUUUAUGCAACAUCACUGUUAAUAAGAACGCUGUUUUCGGAGACAGUAGUGCUCUGGCUCCUGGAGGCGUUCGAAUUGGUACUCCUGCAAUGACCUCAAGGGGGUUGGUGGAGAAAGAUUUUGAACAGAUAGCAGAAUUCCUUCACCAGGCUGUAAGCUUCUCAUUGAAAAUUCAAAAGGAGCACGGCAAGCUUCUGAAGGAUUUCAACAAGGGUUUGGCGGAUAACAAGGACAUCGAUGAUCUCAAGACAGCAGUCGAGAAAUUUGCUGCGUCCUUUGACAUGCCUGGGUUUCAAAUGUCUACAAUGAAAUAUAAGGACUAGAUCACUUAGUUAUAAAGCUUUACCCGCACAUGCUUUCCUAUCUUCAGCUUUGGUUCCCAUUUCAAGGUUCUCACUAGCUUACCUGUCAAUGUAUCGCGCCCCCUCCCUCUUGUUGUUCACUUGUGUUGAAAGAGAACAUCUCCAAGCAUUCUCUCUC